Messenger RNA from Quercus robur (English oak), 1171 nucleotides. RefSeq lists its product as uncharacterized. Bases 20 to 988 code for a protein of 322 amino acids. The record is from RefSeq and is a predicted model, not a curated record. Lineage: Eukaryota; Viridiplantae; Streptophyta; Magnoliopsida; Fagales; Fagaceae. The transcript has 2 exons.
GAACAUUACAGCAGCGGUGAUGGAAGGCAAGGAGAAGUGGGGGAUUCUCUACAAAGGAAAGAUCAUACCGGUGAGCGACUCAACCAUUCGGUGGAUAAGGCAAGACCCAACAGAGGUGUGGGGCUGGUUCGAAACAGAGCUGAUGGUGGCAUGGAAGAACAUUUUUCCUCUAACGGAGAGAAGCAAGCAGCUGGGUUACUUGCCUUUGAAGGACGAGGCGUGGAUUACAACGCCGAACCCAUGGUGGAGGUUUUUGACGGAUCGGCCUCCAGUACCGAGCAUUCCGAUGACAAACUCAGGGCCAUCAGCAACAAGAUCCGUAAUGCAGAACUCGGAAAAAAUUCUAUUGGAAGCAGAAGCGAUGUUGACGGAGGCAGUGAUUUCAGAAACGAAGAAAUUGAUCAACUUCCCGGUAGAAUGCUUGUUGAUGGGCAGCCUUCACAGGGUGAAAAUGAUCCAGUUUGCCGAACCCAGAUUCAGCGGAACGGUUGUAGUCAAGGCAACACAAGGGGACUUGGGAAUAAUCAUGCACUCAGUGACUCUAAUCAAGGGGAUUUGGGAGUCGAGGAAAGAGAUGUUGGAGGUAUGGAGAUUGAGAAACACUGAUGUUUCUUCUUCUCUGGCUCACGAGGAUGUUGUCUCUACUCCUUCUAAAAUGAUGAACAUACUGAUUUGGAACUGUAGAGGUGCUAUGAAACCUCAAUUCAGGAAGACGGUCAUGGAUUUGGUGGAAUGGCAUGCUCCAAUCCUUAUGGUGAUCACUGAAACCAGGAUGAGUGGUGCUAGAGCAGAUGAGAUCAUUGAAUCUCUUCCUUUUGAUGGGCAUGCAGUGGCUGACACCAUUGGAUUUGCUGGAGGAAUAUGGUUGCUGUGGCGCUCAGACUUGGUGAAUGUGGAUGUUCUGGCAGCAACAGAGCAAGAGAUCCACGCUUUGAUACGGGAACCUUGUGAAGGAGUUCCCCAACAUGCAGAUAAAGCACAUAUAUAGGGAGGCCAACUAAUGUGCGGAUGCAAUGGCCAAAAUGGGCGCAAACAAUGUAAACUCUUUUGUUGUUUUUUUGAAUACACCGCCUGUGGUGGAAAGAAUCCUAGCUAAUGAUAAAGCUAGCUUGUGUUGUAACAAACUUGUUUGUUCCUAGUUUUUAUGAAAUUUCCUUAUUGACCAAAAAAA